CAUAAGUCAAACAAGUCAGUCUAUCGUUCCGAUUGUAUCCUUCAAAUUUUUAAAGAAGGAUUGUUUAUUAGUUAUACUUUGCAUAUUUGAAACAAUUCUGUUAGCAGUGAAAUGACAUCUGCAGCACGUCCAACUUUCGAGCCAGCCCGGGGAGGACAGGGCAGAAAUGAGAAAGAUCUUAGUGCUAUUUCCCGACAGUACAGUAGUAGGGACUUACCAGGACAUACCAAACUCAAAUACAGAGAACAUGGACAAGGUACAGUUGACGAGACUCGAUCAAGAGAUUUCCGAAAAGAAUUAGAAGAAAGAGAGGGUAAAGUGGGAGGAAAUAGAUCCAGAUUUGACCAGAACAAGCGCUUGAAACUAGACCAAGUUCCUGCAGCAAGUUUGGAUGCAGAUGACCCACUUGGAGAAAAUUCUGAAUCUGAAGAAAGCGACGAUGAUACUGAAGCGUUACUAGAUGAAUUGAACCAGAUAAAGAAAGAAAGAGCAAUGGAAAUAGCUAAGAAAGAAAUCGAAAAACGACAAGAAGAAGAGAGGAUAAGAAUGGAGAAUAUUUUGAGUGGUAAUCCCCUGUUAAAUCAUUAUUCGGCUGGAAGUGCCAAAACAGACCAAAAAGUGAAGAGAAGAUGGGAUGACGAUGUAGUUUUCAAGAAUUGUGCAAAAAGUGAACCUAAGAAAAAAGCAAAUGUAUUUAUUAAUGAUUCUUUACGAUCGGAAUUUCACAAGAAGUUUAUGGAUAAAUAUGUCAAAUAAUCUUACGUGUUAUUUGUAUAGAAACAAGUUUGUGAUGGAAUUGAAGAACUCAUUUAAAGACAUAUUUGAUGUUUAUCAAUAUAUUCUUUUCUGUAUAGUUAA
Molecule: messenger RNA, 858 nt
Organism: Harmonia axyridis
Lineage: Eukaryota; Metazoa; Arthropoda; Insecta; Coleoptera; Coccinellidae
Gene: c12.1
Product: protein CWC15 homolog A
Exons: 2
Coding region: 112-756 (214 amino acids)
Biological process (GO): mRNA cis splicing, via spliceosome
Cellular component (GO): catalytic step 2 spliceosome
Molecular function (GO): RNA binding
Source: RefSeq, a predicted model, not a curated record